CGUCGCGGGGCGGGGCAGAUGAGCGGUGUCUGUCAGGGCUUCAGCUCUACGCCCCCGACCGCCGCCCCCUCCCCCGUGGUCGCGUCGUGGCCACCUCUCGCUGGCCUUGAGAGGGGACAGGUGACGGCCGGGGCUCCGGGUGGCGGCUCAGCCUCCUGGCAUCUCUCCCCAGCCGCUUCUCCGAGCCAGCCGCUGUCCUCGAGCGGGUCCCGGCCGCGGGAAGAUGGCGGCCGCGCCCCGCGGCGUCUGGGAGCAGCGGCGCCUGGGCUGUGGGGCGAGACCCUUGGCGCGGCUGCUCGUCCUUGCGCAGGCGCUGCUGCUGCUGCCCGCCGCCUGGGCCGGCCCGUGCCCCGCGCCCUGUGCCUGCCGCCUUCCUCUGCUGGACUGCAGUCGCAGGAAGCUGCCCGCGCCCAGCUGGAGGGCACUGGCAGGCCCGCUGCCCCCCGACACCUCCAGCCUGGAUUUGAGUCAUAAUCGGUUGUCUAUCUGGAACAUCAGCUUGGAAUCACAAACAUUACAAGAAGUGAAAAUGAAUUACAAUGAGCUAACAGAGAUCCCAUAUUUUGGAGAACCAACACUUAAUAUUACUCUGCUUUCAUUAGUCCAUAAUUUAAUACCAGAAAUAAAUGCAGAAGCAUUGCAGCUUUACUCUGCUCUCGAGAGUUUAGACCUCAGUUCGAAUAUAAUAUCAGAAAUCAAGACAUCUUCAUUUCCUCAGAUGUCGCUGAAAUACCUGAAUUUAAGUAAUAAUAGGAUAACUACAUUGGAGGCCGGUUGCUUUGACAACUUAUCAGGUUCUUUAUUGGUGGUAAAAUUAAACCGGAACCGAAUUAGCAUGAUUCCACCUAAAGUCUUCAAGCUGCCUCAUCUCCAAUUCUUGGAACUAAAAAGAAACAGGAUUAAAAUCAUAGAAGGUCUUACAUUCCAAGGACUUGAUUCCUUACGCUCAUUGAAAAUGCAACGAAAUGGAAUUAGCAAACUCAAAGAUGGAGCAUUUUUUGGGUUGAAUAAUAUGGAAGAAUUAGAACUGGAACAUAACAACCUUACAGGAGUGAAUAAGGGGUGGCUGUAUGGCUUGCGAAUGUUACAGCAACUGUAUAUGAGCCAGAAUGCUAUUGAAAGAAUCAGCCCUGAUGCAUGGGAGUUCUGCCAGAGACUAUCUGAACUGGAUUUGUCCUAUAACCAGCUGACCCGCCUUGAUGAAUCUGCCUUUGUGGGUUUGAGUUUACUGGAGAAAUUGAAUUUAGGGGACAAUAGAGUCACUCAUAUUGCUGAUGGUGUAUUUAGGUUUCUUUCCAAUCUUCAGACAUUAGAUUUGAGAAAUAAUGAAAUUUCAUGGGCCAUUGAAGAUGCUAGUGAAGCUUUUGCUGGACUCAAAAGUCUCACUAAAUUAAUCUUGCAAGGAAACCAGAUUAAGUCAAUUACACAGAAAGCAUUCAUUGGUCUUGAAUCCCUUGAGUAUUUAGAUUUGAACAACAAUGCUAUAAUGUCUAUCCAAGAAAAUGCUUUUUCUCAGACUCACUUAAAGGAACUUGUUCUGAACACAAGCAGUUUGCUCUGUGAUUGUCAUUUGAAGUGGCUACUUCAGUGGCUGGUGGAUAACAACUUUCAUCACUCUGUGAAUGUGAGCUGUGCACAUCCUGAAUGGUUAGCAGGACAAAGCAUCCUGAAUGUGGACCUGAAAGAUUUUGUCUGUGAUGAUUUUCUGAAGCCUCAGAUAAGGACACAUCCCGAAAGCACAGUUGCUUUAAGGGGUGUCAACGUGACUCUGACAUGCACUGCAGUGAGCAGCAGUGAUUCACCCAUGUCCACUGUGUGGCGCAAGGACAGUGAGAUCCUGUAUGAUGUGGAUGUUGAGAACUUUGUUCGUUAUCGUCAGCAGGAUGGAGAAGCUUUGGAAUAUACCAGUGUAUUGCACCUCUUCAGUGUGAACUUCACAGAUGAAGGGAAAUACCAGUGUAUUGUUACUAAUCACUUUGGCUCUAAUUAUUCACAGAAAGCCAGACUGACUGUGAAUGAGAUGCCGUCUUUUCUGAAGACUCCAAUGGAUCUAACUAUUCGCACUGGUGCCAUGGCCAGAUUAGAAUGUGCUGCAGAGGGGCACCCUGCACCUCAGAUUUCCUGGCAGAAAGAUGGUGGCACUGACUUUCCUGCAGCUCGAGAAAGACGAAUGCAUGUCAUGCCUGAGGAUGAUGUCUUCUUCAUUGCCAAUGUGAAGAUAGAAGACAUGGGAAUCUACAGCUGCAUGGCACAGAAUAUAGCAGGAGGCCUCUCAGCAAAUGCCUCACUCACUGUGUUAGAGACACCCUCAUUCAUUAGACCUCUUGAGGACAAGACCGUCACCCGAGGUGAAACGGCAGUAUUGCAGUGCAUAGCUGGAGGGAGUCCUGCUCCUCGCCUCAAUUGGACCAAAGAUGAUGGACCGCUCUUAGUAACAGAACGACACUUCUUUGCUGCAGCCAAUCAGCUUCUCAUCAUUGUAGAUGCUGGGCUAGAAGAUGCUGGAAAAUAUACCUGCAUUAUGUCUAAUACUCUUGGGACAGAACGGGGACAUAUUUACUUAAAUGUCAUUUCAUCCCCCAAUUGUGACUCUUCUCAGAAUAGCAUUGGACAUGAGGAUGAUGGUUGGACCACAGUUGGCAUUGUCAUCAUUGUUGUGGUCUGCUGUGUCGUGGGCACUUCUUUGAUCUGGGUUAUUGUUAUUUACCACAUGAGAAGGAAGAAUGAAGACUACAGUAUCACAAAUACAGAGGAACUUAAUUUGCCUGCAGACAUUCCCAGCUAUUUGUCUUCCCAAGGAACACUGUCUGAACCACAGGAAGGCUACAGCAACUCUGAGGCAGGCAGUCAUCAGCAACUUAUGCCUCCUGCCAAUGGAUACAUACACAAAGGCACCGACGGUGGCACUGGUUCCCGGGUGAUCUGUUCAGAUUGUUAUGACAAUGCCAACAUCUACUCAAGGACCCGAGAAUACUGUCCAUACACCUAUAUUGCUGAGGAGGAUGUUUUAGACCAGACCCUGUCCAGCCUCAUGGUUCAGAUGCCCAAAGAGACAUUUUUGUCACAUCCUCCCCAAGAUGCUGCUGCUCUGGAGAGUCUGAUACCAUCAACAGAGAGAGAACUGCCUGCCUUUCCCACAAACCAUGAAAGGAUGAAUGAGAAGCUUCCCUUCUCACAGAGGAGCAAUGAAAUAUUUCAGCGGCCUCUGUGGAACAUGAACAGAGAAGUAGGCCUACCUCCCUUUUCCCAGCAGCCUGUCCUUGAGACACCACAGCUUCAGCAACACGAGGGCCUGGCAGAGAGAGAUCCAAACUGCUCUUCACCUGUGUCCUGCCACAGGUUACAUGACCACACUUUCGAUUUCAGUAGGACUCGGAACAUUCAAGACGGUAGUGAGGGCACAUGAAGGUGCUCCAGGGAAGAAAUCUCAACAGAGACUCAAGUUAGUUACUUUGCUACCUCAGAGCUGAGAAGAACCCCCAAAGUCAGCAUUUGCAUUACUCUUUGCUUCGAAUUAAUAUCUUAACAACACCAAAGUAGCCCUGAUGUUUGUUUGGGCUUAACACCUGACGAAGAAAAGGUAGUGGCUGACAGAAAUGUACCACAGAAAUGUGUACCAUGUUGAGAGUACACAGCCUGGCAAAAGAUGAUACAGUCAAAUGUUCUUGCAGAUGGCCCUACAGGGAUGUGCCCACAUGUGCACUGCCUGUCAUGAAGAGUGUCAUUGCUGCUUAGAUGACUGGCUUGCUCCAGUCCUCAGAAUGCUCAUAAGAAAGCAUCACUAUUUUGAUAUUCUACUUUGCCUUAGAAGGCAAGGAGCAGAGGUAUUGCCCAAGCUCUUCUAAGUCUGACUGGGAUUCCUGUGGUGUUGAGUACAGAGUGGAGGCUGAGCUUUGAUAUUCAAGGUCUUCAGCUAGAAUCCAAGUUUUGCUGACUGGUACCAGACAAAGCCUUUUGUAUUCUUGCGGGUUUUGUGUGUAUGUGUUGUAUAUUUGUUUGGCCCUUUAACCAGGGGUGUUAAUUGUAAAUAUAUGUGCAUUUAUAAAUAAUUUUUCUACUCAUUGA
Phodopus roborovskii (desert hamster) is the source of this 4065-nucleotide messenger RNA. It is a transcript of the gene Lrig2, whose product is annotated as leucine rich repeats and immunoglobulin like domains 2. The transcript has 18 exons. The coding region runs from base 224 to 3406 and encodes 1060 amino acids. Gene Ontology annotation, molecular function: protein binding. NCBI's taxonomy places the organism in Eukaryota, Metazoa, Chordata, Mammalia, Rodentia, Cricetidae. The record is from RefSeq and is a predicted model, not a curated record.